This is a messenger RNA of Vitis vinifera (wine grape), 4325 nucleotides long. Its product is annotated as topless-related protein 1. Gene Ontology annotation, molecular function: protein binding. The coding region runs from base 974 to 4189 and encodes 1071 amino acids. The record is from RefSeq and is a predicted model, not a curated record. NCBI's taxonomy places the organism in Eukaryota, Viridiplantae, Streptophyta, Magnoliopsida, Vitales, Vitaceae. The transcript is spliced from 24 exons. Gene Ontology annotation, biological process: regulation of DNA-templated transcription.
UAAUGCUUUUAUCUUGUUUGUCCAUAUCAAUCUGUCUCUGUCCAGAGAAUCAAUUGACAGGAAAAAAGACCAGAGAGAGUAGAGAGAGAGUAAGCAGCCUAAGCAGAGCUGGUUGGGAGAGAGUUGGUGGUGCUCUUUUUCAUUAAAUCCCUUGUUCUUCUCUGUUUUCUUCAUCAUAUUUCAAAUGGGUGUUUCUUGUCUGAUGUUCACAUGCCCUUUUCCACCUUUUCUUCAGCAGCUUUAGUCCCAUUGAAUCACCAUUGAUUUGCUGCUUUUAAUCCUUGUAAACAGGGCUAUUUCAUUUCACCUUUUCAGUCAACAAUUUAGAACAAUUUUCAAAUCAUCUUGAUUACAUCAAAUGGAUCUUGAAUGUUAUUGUUUGAAGUUUCCAUUUUUUUUUAUUGCUUUUAGAUGCACAGGGACCUUUUCUUGUUUCCUUUUAAUCUUGAUUUUGUAUCUUUAUCAUUUUCUUGAAGAUGAAGGUCCCAGAUUUUCUUGAUUUAGAUGCACUCAGCCCUUUUCUUUCUUCCCUUGAUUUAGAUGAAGGUCCCUUAAAUCUUUUAUUUUGUGUUCAUAUGGAUGCAAAAGGUCCAUUUUCUUGGCUGAAAGUUCCUUGAAAAAUUUAUAUAGAAGGAUGCAUUCCUGAUGGAUAUAUUUUCUCAGAUACAUGGCUUCUUUUUCUUUUUAAAAUUCCGGAAAAUUGCCUUCGAUCUUAUUUUAAUUUUGUUUUUUUUCCUCUUUCUAAACUAUGUCUGAUUCAAGCUCUACUUUUUCAAGGCAAGAUUGUAGAAAUAUUUUCCCGGAAAAAGUUUUAUAUCUAAGGCUACAAUCAUCCCAAUGAAUGUCCCUUUUUUUGGGUGCACAUUCCUUCUUGUUUUAGUUUUAAUUGAAUCAAAUCUCCGUUCUUGCCCAAAAAAAAAAAUUCUUUUUGUUUGAGUCCUGUUGAUGAUGUUUAUGUUGUUGAUUUUGGUUCAUGUGGAUAUUGGGAAGACAGAAACAGGCAGUACUAAUGGCAUUGAAACUCCAGAAGAAAGAACUCAUCUUCUUGAUCCUACAAUUUCUGCAUGAGAAGAAAUAUACAGAUACCGUUCACAAGCUCGAAAGAGAGUCUGCAGUUUUCUUCAACAUGCCAUAUUUUGAGGAGAUGAUGCACAUGGGUCAAUUUGAUGAGGCACAACAUUACCUUUUGGCUUUCACCAAUUUGAAAGCCAAUAACUACUCAAGAAAAAUUUUCUUUGAAAUACGGAAGCAGAAGUACCUUGAGGCAUUGGAUAAGCACGAUGACGUGAAGGCUUUAGAAAUCCUCAAGAAGGAUUUGAAAGUUUUUGCAUCAGAUAAUGAAUCGUUGUUCAAAGAGAUGACACAGCUUCUGGCAUUAAAUGAUUUCAGGGAAAUGGCACCACUAUCAACUUACAAGGAUGCAGAAACUGCCCGGAAAUUGUUGACAGUGGAGCUCAAGAAGCUUCUCAGGGCAAAUCCUCUAAUCCGAGAGAAACUCUCUUUCCCUGACUUUGAACCUUCAAGGUUACUGGAACUCCUGAAGAAAAGGCAACCUGAUAACACUAAUCUGCAAUCACAAGCACCUGUGAUUGACAAGCCGAUGCAAUCUGCAAAAGAAUCCGAAGACGUCAUUUUUAUGGGGGCAAACACGCCUCUUGAAGUCGAGCAAAUGCCAGUUCAAACUCCCAUAAAGGGAGCACAGCCUCUUGAUUGUGCAAUGAUGGCAUCUGAAACUCCCUUCUCCAAGGUGAUGUCCGGCCAACAAAAUUUAACUCAUCCAGCAGGUACUGGAGCAGCUAUGAAUCCAAGUUCUUCAAACCCAGCUGCAAGUUCCAGUUGUCCUGGGAAUUCCAAUUACUUGUUGAGGACAAGGCCUGACAAGGCAUUUUCUGAUCCGGGUCUGAGUGGCUCGAAGUCAUCACUCAAUGUAACCAAUGACCUGCCCAAGAUCGUUGUGCAGAUGUUGGAUCUGGGAUCACGACCGACCAGCAUCGACUUCCACCCUUCUAAACACACCCUUCUUAUAGUUGGAACGAGUGCAGGGGAAAUAGAGAUGUGGGAUGUUUGUUCCCAAGAAAAGAUUUUUUCAACAAUUUUUAAAAUUUGGAACAAGGAAGGAGGCUCCCAAAAAAAGUCGCUUUCAAGAAUUUUUAGCUUUCGGAACCAGGAAGAAGGCCAAUGUUCAAAAAGCGAAGGUGAAGUUAGACCUGGACAUCCAUCAGUUAAUCGUGUACUUUGGAGCCCAGAUGGCAGUUUAUUUGGAGUUGCAUAUUCUGAAGACAUUGUGCAAUUAUUUUGUUAUUGCAGUAGAAAUAGCAUUUGGGAGUAUAUGGAGCUUGAGGCUCAUGAUGGUAGUGUAAAUGAUCUUGCCUUUGCAUGCCCCAAUGACCAACAUUUUAUUAUUACCUGUGGAGACGAUGCCACAAUUAAGGUGUUUCAUUUGGUUACUGGGGCCAUACUAUACAUUUUCCAGGGUCAUAAAUCUCCUAUUUGUUGUGUGGUCUCCAGUGCUAACAAUGAUCUUCAACAUAUCUGGUCAACAUCGGUGGAUGGUAAAAUAAAAGAAUGGACCUAUGACAAGGACCAUUCUAUUGCUGAAUAUGAUGCUCCAGGUUGCUGCUGCACAACAAUGUCUUUUGGUGCUGAUGGUGAAAGGCUAAUUUCAUGCGGAACCACUAAAGAUGGAGUGUCUCACCUUGUUGAAUGGCAUGAAAUGGGAAGCAUCAUGAAGAGAACCAUCCAAGGUGUGAAUAAAUGUUCGUUUGGUGUUAUGCAAUUUGACACGGCAAAAAACGGCUUAUUGGUGGCUGGCGAUGACUUCUCAUUAAAAUUUUGGGAUUUGAAUGCUGUCGAUCUUGUAACACCUAUUGAUGCCAGUGAAAUGCUACCUGCAAGUCGAUUGAUCCGCUUCAACAAGGAGGGAACAUUAUUGGCUGUAACUGCAAAUGAUAAUAAGAUCAAAAUCUUGGUGUCUGUGAAUGGUUUUCAGUUGCUCCAAACAAAUGAGAGAGUUCCCUGUGUACCUGCUACUGUUCCAAAGGGUGAAGACAAAGGAGCCUUAGGAGCUAAAGAACAAAGAUCACCUGAAAAAGGCCAUGAUGGACCAAUAGUUGGGAGGUUCACUGCACUGAAUGAACCUGAUCAGUUUCGGUGGUUGAGGCUCCCUCCUCAUUCCAUCAUAACAAGCAAGAUCUUGAGGUUGACCUACCAUCAUUCAGGCACCAGCAUUUUGGCAUUAGCAGCAGAUGCCAUCCAUCUGCGUUGGAAAUGGCCAAGCAAGGCAACGACCAGUGUUCAUCCUCGACUCCUUCGAAAUAAAUUUGGCGAGAUGAUGACAAAUGAUGUAACUGAUUCGAUGCUUGAUGAGGCUCCAGGCUGUUUUGCUCUGACUGCAAGUGAUGGAUACUUAUUGUCAUCUUCUGGUGGCGAAAUCUCCUUGUUCAACAUAAGGAGUUUUGAGAAGAUGGUAACUUUCAUGAAUCCACCACCUGUUGCAACAUAUAUUGCAGUCCAUCCUUGGGAUAACAAUGUAAUAGCAGUUGGCCUGGAUGAUUCCACAAUCCAGAUAUAUAAUGUCCGAACAAGCGAGAUGAUAAAAAAGCUUAGACGCCAUUCUAAAAGAAUCACAGGCCUUGCCUUCUCCUAUGUAUUGGAUGUACUUGUUUCUUCGGGAGCCGAUGCUCAGCUAGUUGUGUGGAACUCGUUAUCGGGUGGAUGGGAAAGGCAGAGAAGCAGAUACUUGUGGAUUCCAAAUGAGGAGAUGAGACAGGCAAACUUGAUGGACACCCGAGUCCAGUUUUCCCAGGAGCAAACCAGCUUCCUUGUCGUGUGCCAACCAAAGCUCGCUAUAUAUGAGGCGAUGACACUAUAUUGUGUUAGAGAGUGGAAUGUUGAUGGAGCUUCGUCCCCAAUCUCUGAUGCGACAUUCUCAUGCGAUGGCCGGUUAGUAUAUGCCAGCUUUCUGGAUGGGGCUGUUUGCAUAUUCAUGGCUCAAGAUCUUCAAAUUCGGUGUCGGAUUAGUCCUAGUGCUUAUCUCCCUCCUGGUGACAGGUCUAGAAUAUACCCGCUUGCGGUUGCUGCACAUCCACAGAAGCCGAACCAGUUUGCGCUAGGUCUGAGUGUUGGUGGGGUCAUGGUCUUUGAGCCAUUGGAGCCUGAAGAGCAAUGGGGCUUGCCUAGACACCAUUGAUGUACUGAGAUUUAAAGUUUGGUGAUAGUUUGCUCAGGCUUCAUGUAUAAGAACGCAGAGAAUGCCUAGAAGAUAUGGAGCAUCUUUCCAUGUGUUGGAUGCUUUUCUUCAAAAUGAAUGAACUGUCUUAAUGAUA